This is a messenger RNA of Fulvia fulva, 843 nucleotides long. Its product is annotated as Hydrolase FUB4. Bases 1 to 843 code for a protein of 280 amino acids. Gene Ontology annotation, cellular component: nucleus; cytoplasm. NCBI's taxonomy places the organism in Eukaryota, Fungi, Ascomycota, Dothideomycetes, Mycosphaerellales, Mycosphaerellaceae. The record is from RefSeq and is a predicted model, not a curated record. The transcript has 2 exons.
AUGAGAUUCCUGUGCCUCCACGGCUCCGGCACAAGCGGGCACAUCCUAGGCUACCAACUCAGCGCCCUCAAAUCCUCCCUCCCCGGCUCCCACACCUUCGACUUCCUAGACGGCCCCUGUCCCUCCACAGCAGGUCCCGGCGUUAAACCCUUCUUCGACCCACCCUACUACUCCUGGUGGCAAUCCCUCUCCAAAGAAACCGUGAUCCUCGCCAUCAAACAUCUCCUCCAACACAUAACCAACAGCGGAAAAGUCUACGACGUCGUGAUAGGUUUCAGCCAAGGCACCGCUCUCCUUGCGGCGACGACACUGUACUGCCAAAACGAGGGCAUCCCAAUCCCGUGGAAGGCGGCGAUAUGUAUAUGUGGCGGGAUGCCGUAUAGUUUCUUGGAGGAGUAUAUGCUCAUCUCGGAGAAAGCAAAGGCGCUUGUUGUGCAAACACGCAAGGAUCUAGACACGGCGAGCGACCGCAACGCCAAGAAAAUCGAGGCAAUGAUGCAGAAUGGCACUCGCGUCGACCUCUGGGACUCGCCCUCUACCCUCUGGGACGGGAAGGAAGCCAUCACUCGAGACCCUUGGACAUUACCGCCCGUGGACGAGAAGGAUGUGUAUGGUCUGGAUCUGUCGAAUCUGCCAGAGCAGGCGAGAUUGAAUAUUCCAAUGGCGCAUGUGUACGGGCACAAGGAUCCUAUGAGUGCGUUUCAUGUACAGCUCGCGAUGCUGAGUGAUCCAGCGAGGAGGAUUGUGUAUGAUCAUAGAGGGGGUCAUGAGGUGCCGAGAGUGCCGCAUGUUGUGAGGGAUUUGGUGAGGGUGGUGGAGAGGGUGGAGAGGCAGAUUGUAUAG